GCUGCUCGAGCACGGCGCCUUUCCUCGAUCUCGGCUGUGAACUUGGAACUUGCUGUCAACCUUCCCUUUCCGGUGAUAUCCGUCUUCUCGCAUAAGCCACAACCACAACAAUGUCGAAGCAAGAGUCCUUGGAAGAAAAAGACCCGGCCCCACUCCAGUCAAGCCCGGCGAGUGGCAGCAAUCUUGAGCUUGGAAUAGAGAGCUGCGCUGUAAAUUGGGACGGGCCCGAUGAUGCUGAGAACCCCGUCAACUGGCCUGCCGGGAAACGGUGGGCGCAAAUCAUCAUGAUCUCGAUACUUGGUUUCAUUACCAACCUCGCCCCUACCAUUUGCGCACCAGGCAUCAGUGGCAUAGUCGCCGACUUAAACAUCACCAGCGAGACAGUCAGCACCCUUGCCAUCACCGUCUAUGUCCUCGGCAUUGCUCUUGGGCCAAUGGUCAUAUCCCCCCUCGGCGAAGUCUAUGGCCGUCUCCCCGUUUACCACAUUGCCAACCUGGUCUUUGUGGCCUUUAUCAUCGGUAACGCUCUGAGCACCACUAUCGCCGGGUUUAUCGUCUUCCGUUUCCUCUCGGGCUGCGCAGGCGGCGUGCCAAUGGCGCUCGGCGGCGGCUCCAUUGCCGAUCUCACUCAUCUUCCCAAGAGAGGUUUGGCCAUGACCUUGUUCAGCCUCGGACCGCUAACGGGACCCGUCAUCGGCCCGCUCAUCGGGGGGUUCAUUGCCGCCGACAAGGGCUGGCGCUGGACAUUUUGGGUGCUAGCCAUUGUCGGCGGCGCUGCUGGCGUUGCUGCCCUCGCUCUGCUGCGCGAGACACACCCCAGGAUCCUCCUAGAACGCAAGACCGCCCGUCUCCGCGUCGAGACAGGCAACGCCCACCUCCGAUCGAAACUGGCUCUGCCUUACACCCCGAGCCAGCUUCUCACCAGGGCCCUCGUCCGCCCGACCAUGCUCCUCAUCCGUUCCCCGAUUGUCCUGGUCUUGUCGCUUUACGUCGGCGUCGUCUUUGGUAUCAUGUAUCUCCUGUUUACGACAUUCACCAGCGUAUUUGAGGGUCAGUACGGUUUCACCACAUCAACGUCCGGACUGGUGUACCUUGGCUUGGGCAUCUCCAUGGUCUUCGCGGUACCUGUCUUCAACCACCUGAACAAACGCAUGAUUGUGCAGGCAAUGGCACAGGGCUUGCCCGGGCCGCGUCUCGAACAGCGGCUCCUGCCUAUGAUCUGGUUCAGCCCUUCGGUCGCUGUCGGCCUCUUCAUCUACGGCUGGACGACCGAGUACAAGGUGCACUGGAUUGUGCCCAUCAUCGGCACCGCCUUCAUCGGCUACGGCGCGUUUUUCGUCCUCAUGCCCGCCCAGCUCUACCUUGUGAACCUGUUCGGCUCUGAGGGUGCGGCUUCGGCCUUGGGCGCCAGCCUAUUGCUGCGCUAUAUUUCCGGCACAUUCCUGCCGCUCGCUGGCCCGAAGAUGUACGAGACGCUGCACUAUGGCUGGGGCAACUCGCUGCUCGGCUUCCUGGCACUGUCUUACAUACCAUUCCCGAUUCUGUUUUACAAGUACGGGGAAUGGCUUCGCGCUAAGACUGCUGUCAAGUUCUGAUGGGGACCGAAGGUUAAUUUCGG
Chaetomium fimeti is the source of this 1618-nucleotide messenger RNA. Its product is annotated as major facilitator superfamily domain-containing protein. Gene Ontology annotation, cellular component: plasma membrane. The record is from RefSeq and is a predicted model, not a curated record. The transcript is spliced from 2 exons. Gene Ontology annotation, molecular function: transmembrane transporter activity. Lineage: Eukaryota; Fungi; Ascomycota; Sordariomycetes; Sordariales; Chaetomiaceae. Gene Ontology annotation, biological process: transmembrane transport. Bases 111 to 1595 code for a protein of 494 amino acids.